AUGUUCUACGCAAAAGCCGGACACCGCCAGGAUCAGCAAUACCUAACCUCUGCGAAGCUCCAAUGGCAUCGAGGCUCCAUGCUUUUUGAGCCAUGCGCUGGCGUCAGUUCGAAUCGCUGCAAGUGCGACCGUUUACAGCAGGUAUACCACGACUCGUACAAAAUAAUCGGGCAUAGAAUCCCACACGGCAAGCUCGAAGCCAACGGUUGUGUGGUAUUUGGUCAAGCCCAUCACCCACUCAAGCUCCCCCAAAGCGUCGCCUGGAGACAAAACACGGUCCAUAUGUUACCCAACACUUCCAUUCAGGAUGGGAAAACCACCAAGAAGACUUCAACAGAAGAUGAUGGCUCACUAUCACCGUCUCCUCCAACAUCGGUCUCCCCUGAACGUGAAGAAGUCAAUGGAAAUGCAAUCUGGAGCCCACAACGACGGCCGUCGCCACUGAGUUUCACUGACCAUCUGGUGCAAGAAAAAGCGAUUGCAUCAGAGAGAAGACGUAAGACUCCACACAUGCAGGCGUCGAGUUUCGACAUGUGCAAGGGACCCAACGACAGCAAUGACCAAAUAUCGUUGUCUGACGACUGUGCAACAUGUCCCCUGGAAUAUCAGUCGAUACUCAGAUAUGAUAAUCUGUCGAACGGACAAUAUUCGGGAUGCAGAGAGACUAUCCACGCUCCCAAAGCUGAAGACGCUCCACCACAUGCCCCAAAGACUCGAAGUCACAAAGCGAAGAUCAAAAACUAUAGCCAUCGUGGUGGCUGUUCAUGUACGACUUGUUCCACAGGAUCUUUUGAGCCACCAGAAAGCAUGGAGCUUGUCAACACCGUCAAGGGCAUUCGAAGGAAUUCAACGAAUAUAGCAAAAAUGCCAAACAGACAGCUAGUGUGA
Molecule: messenger RNA, 888 nt
Organism: Letharia columbiana
Lineage: Eukaryota; Fungi; Ascomycota; Lecanoromycetes; Lecanorales; Parmeliaceae
Exons: 1
Coding region: 1-888 (295 amino acids)
Source: RefSeq, a predicted model, not a curated record